GCAUGUUCCAGAGGAUGCCAGGAUGACUUCAGUUAUUGAAUGACUGCUAUCUGAUGGAUGGGGAGAAAAAGGAGGAGUAAACCUUUCAAUCUGCACUCAGCUGAAACACAGAAAACCAGUUCACAGGUGCAUGUGACAGCAUUGCAGCGAUGAGUGGAAUUUUAAAGAGGAAGUUUGAAGAAGUUAAUGGCACCUCGCCUUGCUCCUGUGUGUGGGAUUCAGAUGAUGACAUUUCUAGCAGUGAAAGCGCUGACAGCGGAAGCAAUGUCCACCCAUCAGCUUCUAAUCAUUUUAUCCGUGCAUGUGACAGCAUUGCAGCAAUGAGUGGGAUUUUGAAGAGGAAGUUUGAAGAAGUUGAUGGCUCCUCACCUUGCUCCUCUGUACGGGAAUCAGAUGAUGACAUUUCUAGCAGUGAAAGCGCUGACAGUGGUGAUAGUGUCAAUCCAUCCACUUCUAAUCAUUUUACCCCUUCUUCGAUCCUGAAGAGAGAGAAGCGGAAGAGGACAAAAAAUGUCCAUUUUAACUGUGUUACUGUGUAUUACUUCACGAGAAGGCAAGGCUUCACCAGUGUUCCCAGCCAAGGGGGAAGCACGCUGGGAAUGUCCACUCGCCACAACAGUGUGCGCCAGUACACGCUUGGAGAGUUUGCGAUGGAGCAGGAGAGGCUUCACCGGGAGAUGCUGCGAGAGCACCUGAGGGAAGAAAAACUCAAUUCUCUAAAAUUAAAGAUGACAAAGAAUGGUACAGUGGAAUCUGAAGAGGCUAAUACAUUGACACUGGAUGACAUUUCUGACGAUGAUAUUGAUCUGGACAACACAGAAGUAGACGAGUAUUUCUUUCUACAACCCCUGCCAACAAAAAAACGAAGGGCACUGCUGCGAGCUUCUGGAGUGAAGAAGAUUGAUGUGGAAGAAAAACAUGAGCUGCGGGCCAUCCGGCUGUCCAGAGAGGAUUGCGGCUGCGACUGCCGUGUGUUUUGUGAUCCAGAAACUUGCACUUGCAGUCUUGCAGGCAUAAAGUGUCAGGUGGAUCGUAUGUCUUUUCCAUGCGGUUGCACUAAAGAAGGGUGUAGCAAUACAGCAGGUAGAAUUGAAUUUAAUCCUAUCCGUGUACGGACUCACUUUUUGCACACAAUAAUGAAACUUGAAUUGGAGAAAAAUAGAGAACAGCAAGUUCCGUCACUAAAUGGCUGCCACAGUGAGAUAAGUGCACAUACUAGUUCUAUGAGUCCGGGACCCCAUCCGGUUGAAUAUUCAAUUGCAGAAAAUUUUGAGAUUGAAACUGAACCUCAGGCUGCAGUUAUGCAUUCUCAGUCAGCCGAGGACUUGGACUGCCCUGGGGAAGAGGAGGAAGAGGAAGAUGGGAGUAGCUUUUGUAGCGGAGUUACUGAUUCUAGCACUCAGAGUUUAGCCCCUAGUGAAUCAGAUGAUGACGAAGAGGAAGAGGAAGAUGAGGAAGAUGAUGAGGAAGAAAAAGCAGAUGACUUUGUAGAAAGUAUGAGUUCCCAUGCUGAUAUGGUGCCUCUUCCUUCUGUCCUUUGCUACUCUGAUGGAACUGCUGUGCAUGAAAACCACUCUAAAAAUGCCUCAUACUAUACUAACUCUUCAAAUCUGUAUUACCAAAUAGAGAACCAUGUUGCUGGCACUGCUAACCAGAUUGGUGAGACUUACUCAGAAAGGGAUGCUGUCAAGAAUGGCAGCCUUCCUCUGGUGCCUUACAGCAUGACUUCCGAACAGUUUGUUGACUAUACGCGGCAAUCAGAGGAAACUUUUAGCAGCCCUCAUUACCCUUCUGCAAAUCCCUCAGUGAUUGUUUGCUGCUCAUCUUCUGAAGGUGACAGCAGUGCUCCAUGUAACAGUAUAUACACUGAGCAUAGGCCAAGUCAUCCUCAAGUGGAAUUUCACUCAUUCUUGAAAGGUCCUUCUCAAGAUGGAUUUGUUUCAGCUUUGAACGGCGAGAGUCGUGUACAAGAGCGCCCUGCUGAGAAUUCACUAGUCCUCUCAGAAAAGAGUAGACUGCACGAAGAGUGCAUCAAAUCACCAGUGGUAGAAACAGUACCUGUUUAAUAUUAAAAUUAUUCUAAGACUGACUUCCUGUAUUAAAAUGCACUCAAAUUGGAUUUCCUAGAAUCUUAAUAUUUUUUUUUAAGAGGUAGACAACACUUCGGCUAUAGUCAAUGUUCCAGACACACGUUCAAGCUACAUUGCCAGAGGCACUGCACAGCAUCAGUUCGUGUAAAGAUUAAAAAAGCAGACCAACGUCAGACUGUCUUUUGAUAAAAGUUAAGCACGUAAGUAAAAAACCCCACACCUAACAUAUUUCAAAGUAGCCUACCUGUCAAAUAUGUGAAACCUGCCAAGCUAUCUGAAUCAAAGCUUCAAGUUUUUGAUUGUCGGGCCUGUGCAAGAUUGUUAAAAAUGAUAGUUUGAAAUAAUCAUGUUUAAAGUCCUAAUUUUCAACGUACCUGAAAAAAAGAACAUAAUUUUAAUGUAAAAGUAAUUACUGUAAAAAAAGUUUUAAUUGUUCUGUACUGUAUGUAUUUUAUUUAUGGUAGUUUAGUAUUCAUGUUUUGAUAAAAAGGAACAGCAUGUUCAUUUGAACAGACGAUCCAUAGCUAGUAAGAAAGAGCAUGACCAGUUUUCAUCUGGAGUACCAUGUAUUUUUUAAUUUAUCAGAAAGAAAUGGUAUUUAACUUAACUUAAAAUGCAUUUCUAGAGUACUAUUUUCUCUUUUUACUGUUCUUGACCAACAGAAGAGUCAGACGGGGAGGCAGGUGCAUCUUUUAGAAAGGUGAAAAGUAGACAAUCCUCCAUCAAAAUUAAAAUCAGCGGUAUUUCCAGAACUAGAACCCCUUCCCAAAGAAAAACCAUCUUGUAUAUUAAUGGCAAAGCAGUAGUUUGAACUUGCGCAGCACCUUUUAGCCCAGCAAACAUUCAGAUACUUACUUAUGCACUUUAGUGCCAUUUUGCAGUUAUGUUUCAACUGCAGAAACUGUGAACUAUUUUGGAGAAAUGCCAUAGCUCCAGACUCUGAGGUGUAUGUAAGAUCUUAAAGUCCAUUGUAGCAAAACUUGGACAUUUUCCCAAGCCAGUAUAUGUAUAAGUCAGUCAGUAGAUACUUUAAAAAAAAAUUAAAUUAAAUUAAAAAAAACCUGCAGCAACAAAAUACAGCUAACAAGCAAAAGAGACUUGUUGAUCACAGUUUAACCGAAGCAUGGAAAGUCAUGUGGAUGGGUCUAGGUUUUCCUAUUUAGCAGUUUUUAUGAGAUACAAAGGUUUUUGUGGACUGCACACUGUCACUUGAAUCACUUGAUCUAAUUAAGGAUCAGUAUAGUCCAUGACAAAACACAUCUACAGAGAUUUUACAUCUGCUAAAGUCUGCAAGCAGAAUAGCACAUACACCAUAUGGAUAUCCAUUCCUUUGUACUCCAUUUAUUCUAAAAUUAAAUAGAAAUUCAGUUUCUUCAAGAAAAGCAAAUGUACGGUAGCAUGCUUAUCUGUACACUGGUAAUUCUCUACAGACUUUGAUCUCAGAAGCUAUUUUAAUGUUAUUCUAAUAAUGAAAUGUCAUCAUACAUCAAGUAUAGUUGCAGUGAAGACCUCUUUGCCAAAAUAAGGAUCAGCAUUUUAUUUUUCACCUGUCAAAUCUUGAUGGCAUAAGUUCGAGCUCUGUGACAGUGGCUCUUCUGGUUAGAAGCUCCUUACGGCAUCACAUAUAGUACUGCAGGAGAAAAAUUCCCAGAUUUAAAACAUGCUUUUUAAAAAAGGAAUUUAAUUAUUUUACUGGGACCUGGGCAUCUCAUUUACCAAGGUCAGCAUUUUCUAAUUUUCUAUGCUAAAUCAACAAAAUAUCUUUACUCCAUGGAAAGGUUUUUUAUUUGUUUUUUUUUUUUCACAAGUCCUAUGCAUUGUUUUAUCUUUCACAAACUGCAUCAGAAAAUCCUACUUCUCCUGGGACUGGAUAUUCCAUAGUUACUGCAUACUCUGUGUACUGGAAAAGUGCAGUCAUGUUGAUUAACUGCCUCAGCAGUUCUUAGGCCCUGCUGCUCUUAGUCACUCUAAUCUCUUUCUGUACAAGCUGAGUAGCCAGGUAAACGCACAUGUUCUCCACUUCCGUAUAGCAAAUACCCAUCUUUCAAGAGAAACACCUUAGUUCAUAAAGGUUCUGCAUGAUAAAAUGAUAGUAGUAUUACUCUGUCCAGAUGUUUUACAGCAAGUGUUACAAGUCUCUGUAUACAAGGAUCUUGCAUGAACAGCAGGCUAAAAUCAGGCAAUCUCACAACACCAGCACCAAAAGCACAACUUCCUUCCUGAGCUGGGAGAACAAUUGUGAAUCAGUAGCAGCAUUUUAAGUUCAGCAUGAUGGCUCCUGGAGCAUCAUGCACACUUUACCAGGGUAUUACUCUCAGGGGAAAGUUAAACAAAGUAUUUUUUUUGUUUCAUUAUUCACCCCCUUGCUGAGCAAUAAGAGAUUAUUUUCUUGGCCCCUAUACUUCCAAAUGAAAAAUAUCUUUAAUAACAUUAGCAAGCACAGUAAGCGAUUAACACAAUAAAACUUUGCUUUAAAAUACUGAGAGAAUAGUUACUCUGUAUUUCUCUUGGCACUGGUGUCAGAGCCCAGGCCUCCUCGAUGAAUUUCUGAGUACUUAAAUGUAUUACCAUACACUUAGAUGCACGUGCUGUGGGGGCAUGGGGUGAACACAGCUGAAUUCUCAAAAGUGUACAGCAAAGGGUAAGAAGGAGCUUAGAGCCAGGAUAAAGGCAGUAAUCAGUAGGCCAAGGAACGUUUGCUAUAGUAUUUGCCCUUGCUUAACAGUAGCUAAUUCUGUAGCCCUGCCCAGAACAGAUAGAUAGAUACUCUCAUUUAUAGUUUAUAAAUCCUGAGUUAGCUGUAGAAAUCAGCUCAGUGUCAAGAUUCCUACUUCUUGAUCAAAUGUUUUCAUGUUUUGCUUAGAAGACUGAAGAAAUCUUCACAGAAGCAAAAAUAAACUUAAAUCGUGGGCUGAAGAAUGUUUUAUAUUCUGGGCUAAUGCAUACAUACGAUGCAUCCCGUUUCCCAGCUAGUUAAUACUGGUAAACAGUCAUAUCAUUUGGGGCAAGCUUAUUUCUAUGUGCUAAAAGUAUUAUAUUAUUAAAUGAUAAAUGGCAGUAUUUGCUUCUGUAUAGAUACGGCUCAUCAUCUUUGGAAAAGUUUACUUUACUGAUGGCUGUAUCAGCUUUUUCUCCUAACGAAUUUUGCUACUGAUAAGCACUCGAAAGAAGUCAGAUAAUGAACUGGCAGAUAAUUUACGAUCGUGUGAUGUAGUUCAGAAAAAUACAUAAUGACAAAAGCAAUUCCCCCUCUGUUCAAAUUGAAUUUUCACACAGGAAAUCAAUAGAACAACACAUAAAAUGGAACGCCUUUUUGCUCCUAAGGUGAACUUUGCCUCUCUUGGAAAAAAGCAAUGUUAGAGUAAGAAAGUUUUAACUCUGUGAAGUUUUACUAUCUUACAUUUACGUAAAUUGUUGCUAAUGAAUCCCCUGAGUAGACAUUUCUGUCUUUUAAGGCCACUGCUUUCCAUCACUUGCUGUAAAUGCGGUUCAGCCCACUCACCUCCUCUCUAACUGAUGAGUUAACAGUGUUAACAAUGCUAUCUUGCAUUUUCAUAAGUCAUACAGACAAUGCAGGUAAUACUCAUGAUGUUGUUACCCACUAGAUUGCUAAUAAAUCCAGAUCCAGCUCCUAAUCUUACUUGAGCACUGCAUUUCAGUAAAUGUGCUAUUAAAUCAAUCAUGUAGAUAUUUCCUGCCCCACAGCCAAUUUAGAGGAUGUCUUCACUAAAGACAAAUAGUUUCUUAAAAAUUGAGAACCUACGUUUAUAUACAAAACAUGGUAUGUUUUUGAAUAUUUCAGAUGUUCAUGAUACUUUGAUAGAAAUGUGCAACACCGGACAGAGUACUGGGCUAAUACAAAGGAGACCUGGGUACCUUUGGCUUUGCCUUUGUCCUGCUCUGUUACUUGGAAGUGACACCACGACUCUGGUUUGUGAGGUACUUGGAGACGCUGUGAUUAAAAUAUUUCAAGACAACAUCCUGAAUAACCUUUCCCAAUAAAUUCCAGUUCAGCUCAGAAGUACAAAUUUCAUCACUAACGUGAGAUACAACACAAUCAAGGUCAUCUUUUAUGGACAACAUGAAUAAGCAAACAUAGAAAAAUAAAUUCUACAGUGAAAAUUGUGAAAAUUAGAAAAAAAGCUUGAUUUACUUGUUGAGCAGCUGCAGUUGAGGAGCAAGAUUUUAGUUUGCCAAUGACAGCAGCAACAGGCAGUCUUAUUCCCAUGCUUAUCUUCUUUUGCUAGUUGAGUUCUGUCAGUUGAAACUCCUUGCCAGGGCCGUUCCAAUGGCAACGCAGGUACCCUCACUCUGAGCUAAAGCAAGAGAGGCAGUUGGAGCCGCAAUAAAGUUUUAAAGGCAUCUGCUAAACAAUAAACUCCAGUGUUUCAACUCAGGAGUUACCUGAACUCAAGCACUUUGUACAAGUCUAUUUUCCUGAGGCAGUCAGGAAAAGGCACAGAAGAACAAUACUGGAAAUCCUCUGGUGUUUAGGGGUGUUACGCUUUCCUACUGGGGCUAAAGACUGAUUUUAUCACCUACUUCACCACAGUCACAAAGCCUUGCUAGUGGCUGGCAUCAAGAAUUUUGCUUAUUUCAUAAAUCAGAUGUUCUUAUUAUAUCUCCAUGUUUUGCAGUCUUCUCAUUUUUGUUCCUUUCUUCCUCCCUGAAUUUUAGUGUCUAGGAAAAAGUCUGUUUUAUGGUAAGGCUUUUCAUCAAAAACAACUUCAUGUGAGUCUAAGUGCAACAUUAGUGUCCUCAUGUCCUCUACACUAACACUUACCCAGGAAGAAGAGUUGAUUUUAUUUUUCACUUAACGUCAACAUGCAGACAAAUUGGAACCGUAGUGAAAAGAUGUCAUCCCCCUCACUGGCUCUGAAUAAACAGUAAUCAGGAAUGGACCCCAUAGGGUCUCCCUACAGGCCCUCCAUUGUCAUACACUCAAACAAACAGGAAGGAAACCUACCCCGUGGACAGCAGACGUGGAAGGGGAUUCUCCUAUGUAGAUCUAUGUAGAAGCCUGUAGAUCCAGUGUGAUAUGGCACAGCCAGUAUGCAGAAGGUCUCUGCCUGGAGAAUCAUUUUUGCUAUUCUCUGUGUUAUUCUCAGUCAAGAAGAUGAUAAUCCUUCACUCAGGGUUAGCACAACUCCAUUUACUAACUUAUUAAAUCAUUGUCAUUUGAAUCUUAGUUGUUACACUUCCGUUUUCUUGAGGUAUUUUGUGAAUUUCAAGAAGAGUAGAACUAAGUCAAAUAAAUGUGACUUACCUGUAGUUCAUCUCUAACUGUGCCCAUUUGCAACAAGCCAUGAAGACUGGAUUAGCUUGUCUUUACUGGCAAGAAGAAUGGUGGAACGUACAAAUUAAGAGCGCUGUUCUAUGAUGAGCACCAAGAUAACCCAUUGUCUUGAGGCAUGAGCAGACACACCCUGGGGUAAGUGAGGGGAAGACAGAAAGGUCAAUUUAGAGGCAAAGAGGAAGAAGGUAAGAGAUACGCUGAUAAGUACUUUUUUUUUUUUUUUCCUAAAGGGCAAAAGAAAACCAGAUAUAGGAGAAAAAAAUACAGAGCAUAGGAAAUGAAGAUAUCCCCAGAGCAAGGAUGAGAAAGCAUAUGCCUGUGCAGUACGUUUGGUCAUGUUAGCUCAUAAAAUGAAUUCUGUUGCUUGUAAUGUUUUAAAACCAGCAUGAACUUCCUGCAGAGAAGAAAUGUUGAUUUGCAACAGCAGUCGUAUGUGGGCAAACAUUACAUAAAAGACUUAUCCAAAAGCAUGGGGUAAAAACAACACAGAAAAGUAAAAUCCUUGAAGCAACACUACCAUGUCUUUUCUUUGCAUAUAUCAACCACCAGGUCAUUCUCAAUAUCGUUUAGUUUACUCCCAGGCCUGUGCUCUAGUAUAACGUCAGAUAACAACAGACACUAAAAGCAAAAAGGAAAUAGGUGUCCUUUCUAUUAGCAUUUUAGCUUGGGGGUUUUUAAUGAGAUUAGUACAUUAUGGCAGCUAAUUCUUCUAGCUUUCUAUACUUGAAACCUUUUUAAAACGUGUUUCUUUACUUAAAAAUGAAAUUCAAGGUUUGAAUUAAUUACAGGCAAAGGUCACCCUUGCUGGGAUACUGGGAUAAAGCAGCCACCCAUUUAGGAGUUUCUGAUAGGUGUGCUCAGCAUAGGGUUUAGCUUCUUGAAAAGAUGGCAGCAUUAUGUGCACUGGCAGCUAGUUCUCUUAAAAAAACAACAACCACAAGGCAGCAUGCUAUUUUUCUAAAGAACAUACAUUCUAAAACAUUCUAUUUCUACAGCGAAUACCACGACAUGAGCUUUCACAUAACAAUGCCCACAUAAAUGAUGCUUAACAACGGGGUCCUUCUUUUAAUUGACUGAUGUAGGCACUUCUAUGGAAAUAUGUCUGAAGUGUAGUUUGUAAAACAUGUUUUUAAAAGUGUUUGAUGUAAAAUAAGCGCUAGACAUUUAACGGUGCAAAAAUAGUCAAAAUCUGUAGGUUACAAAUUCUUUCCUGGGAGCCUCAGCCUGUAAUAGUGUCUUAGUAAAGUCCAUCUUUGAAGUUAAACUGCAUUCUGGUGUAAUAACCUUCUGCAAAUAAAAUGAAUACAGAUGUACUGGUUAAUAACAUGAAACACUGCAGUUUGUUAUUUUGAUUUUCCACUUGCAGGUAGCAGUUAGAAAUUAUGUAAAGAAUAUAUAUGUAAAUACGCAUACACAUACACACACACAUAUAUAUAUAAAUUACAUUUUUAUGUUUGAAAUGUUUUCUUUGUUUUAAAAAAUAUGAACUAUGUCAAACCUACACUGUGUUCCAAUCCAGGGUUUUUGUUUAUUUAUUUUUUGUUUGGUUUGUGUAUUUUUUUAAAGAUUCAUGUUUCUGUAUAUAUAUAUUUCCCAUAUAAAUAUAAACCUGCUUUGGAAAUUUUGGGGGUUCAGGGCAAGUGGUAAAGAAUACACCACAGCAUUGAUGUGAAAACUGAUGGUCUUUCAGACGUAAUCCAUUCAGGUGGGACUAAAACUGUGGUGUAAUUGCAGCCAUUUGUUUCAAAUUUGUACAUUACAUCCAGCUUCACUAACUUUCAAGGAAAAUAAUUACGUUAAGAAACCAACAUUUUCUAUUCCAGCUGAUCUUGCAUACUAAAAUUAUGUUGAUCUCAACAUACAGAAAUGGACCUGCUGCUUUUAAACUGUUUGAAGAAGCAAAGGAAAUUUCAUCUUAAAAUUCGUACACGGAAAUAAUUUAAAGCUUCAUGAAUUACGCAUUUCCUUAAUUAGUUUCUUCUCUUUCUUAAAUAAGUUGUAACAUCAAAGAUGCCAAAGGGUAAUAUAAGCUACAAUAAUAUUCAACAGAACUUAAUCUUGACGUUAUGUUCUAAUAAUUUAUUCAAAUUAACUGUAUUCUUCUGUAUUUAUAUUUUCAGUAUUUAUUAUGAAUGAUAUGGAAUUUGAUGUAUUUAUUGUGGCUUAUUACUGCAGCGUAUAUAUUACAGAAAUGAGCAUUUUUAAGUCUUAACAUUAGUUCUUUUUGUUAACUAGUGGCACUCGUAUUGGCUGUAUUUUUAUUAUAUAUUGUACAAUAUAUAUUGUCCAUUUGUUUGCAAUGAAGUAAAACAGGUUUCUACGUUACAUCAUGGCUGCCAGUGCAUUGUGCAUCUUAUUUCUGCUAAGCAGUCACCAGACAUUCCUCUCUUGUCUAGCACAGUCAGGAUUAGCACUGCACCUCCUUCCCAGGGCUGCAGAGACCCUCAAGAAGCUCUGUGAAAUUUCUAGCAUUUCUCCCAUACCUCACAGUCUGAGAAUAUAAGAAACUGUUUCAGCUGUGGGGGUGUUUUGUAUUUUAUAUAGUUUUAAGACUUAGCGUAUAAAUGCUAAAGGAAUCCACACAAAUGGUUUGUUUGGUAUUUCUGUUUGUGACACUAAUACUCACACUUUGGCGAGUGGAAGAAACUGGAUGAUUCUUCUGCAGACACCACGAUGAAUUUAAUCGUUCUGCUUUGGAGUUAAUGAAAGAACAGUUGUUUGGGGGUAGUGGGGGGAAGGCAACAGCUCCCUCUGGUGGUCGAUUUGCAGAAAUGUCAACGGCUCUAAUGGCCUCGUAGCCGUACUAGUAAAUAGCAAGGCAACUGCUUUAUUAUUCCGAAAGCUGCUGAUCAAUAUUGCUUCAUUAUGGAAAUAAUUAACAACAUGGUUCUGUGCCAUCUUUUCAUUCCAAUACUUAAAAUCGCGCUCUACGUUUGUGAAAGGUAAGUUGACAGUAAGUGCAGUGACACAUGGCAUAGAGCUGAAUGAUUUGUAUUUGCAAAAAUGGAUAAAGAUUAGUUGUCCUCUGUUAUAUAUCAUUAAAAAAAAAA
Messenger RNA from Coturnix japonica (Japanese quail), 10436 nucleotides. RefSeq names its product cysteine and serine rich nuclear protein 3 (gene CSRNP3). Gene Ontology annotation, cellular component: nucleus. Gene Ontology annotation, molecular function: DNA-binding transcription factor activity, RNA polymerase II-specific; sequence-specific DNA binding. Lineage: Eukaryota; Metazoa; Chordata; Aves; Galliformes; Phasianidae. Gene Ontology annotation, biological process: regulation of transcription by RNA polymerase II. The record is from RefSeq and is a predicted model, not a curated record.